Molecule: messenger RNA, 708 nt
Organism: Cordyceps militaris CM01
Lineage: Eukaryota; Fungi; Ascomycota; Sordariomycetes; Hypocreales; Cordycipitaceae
Exons: 1
Coding region: 1-708 (235 amino acids)
Source: RefSeq, a predicted model, not a curated record
AUGGGCAAGCUCCCAAAAGAACAAGAAGCUCCUGCCGAGCAGUCCGCCGGCCCGGAGCUCCCUCCCCCCGAAUACGCCGCUGCAGCCGACAGCGCCCCCGACACGCCCCCGCCGGGGUACACGCCCGGGCCCUCGCCCUACCAGACGGUGCCCAUCAGCUGGAACCUCUACAGCAAGCCGUACUCGAGGCGGGCCUUCCACCUCGGCCCGCACGCCGCCGCGCCCGUCUACUCGCUCGAGCUGCACACGGGGCUUCUGUCGUCGCGGCCCUUCCUGGUGCUGCGCCCCGGCCGCGACACCACCACCACCACCAAGACAUCGUCGUCGCCGCCGCUCGCGACCGCGCGCCGCGACGCCCCCCGCCACACCACCAUCACCGUCGUCCCCGGCACCUCGGAGCGGCUGACCGUGCACGCCCGGCGACUGACCUUUUCGUUCGACGUCGGCGCUGACCCGCGCCGGGAGGCGUUUGAGUGGCGCAAGGAGAAACGUCGCUGGGCGCUGGUGCAUCUCGCGGCGCACGGCGACGCACACCCGGUCGUGGCCGUGUUUGCGGAGGACAGCAGCAGGAGCGGGACAGAGCUGGCGCGGUUUCGCUUUGUUGGUGCCGGCGCGACGGAUGCGUUUGGCGAGCCGUGGGCGCUGUACGUGAGCAUGACGGCGCUGCGCAUCUGGGAGAUGAUGCUGGGUGCAGGCACUACGGUCUGA